UCUCUCACCUGCGAGGAAAAGUUCUGAGCUUUUUCGCAGUCUCUCAUUCAAUCACGCAUCGUCCUUAUGGGAAGCGAAGAGUUCGAGGGACGCAUUCCAUUUUGUUCCUCUUCGGUUCAUCGAUGGAAGUACGACGUGUUCGUAAGUUUCAGAGGUAAGGACAUAAGGAAGACCUUCGCAGCCCACCUAUUCCGUGCGCUAAAGCAGGCGGGAAUCUACUACUUCGAGGACAAUGACAAAGCAGAGACCGGAAUUUUCAUCGAGCCCAAGCUGCUCAAUGCGAUUCACCAUUCCAGGGUCUCUCUCAUCGUGUUUACCACCAACUAUGCGGACUCGCGGUGGUGCUUGAACGAGCUGGUGAAAAUCCUGGAGUGCAACAGGACGUUCAGAGAUCAUCAGGGUCACGUGGUUGUGCCCAUUUUCCAUAAUGUUGAGCCAAGCGACGUUCGGAAACAGAGCGGGCAAUUUGGGGAUGGUUUUCAAAAGUGUUUGGCCACCCACACGGACGAUUUGCUGGUGCAGAAGUGGAGGGAUGCGCUUAAAGAAGCUGGAAAUUUAUCGGGAUGGCAUUUGAAUAAUGAUGCCAAUGGGGAUCAAGCGGACUUCAUCGAGCAAAUUGUAGGACAUCUCUUCAAGAUUAUUCCCAGAACUAGCUCCCCCUAUGCUAUUGGAGUGGAUUCCUUUGUUGACGACGUGAUAUCAUCGCUGGAAAUCAGGUCAGAGGAUGGUGUGCGUGUGGUUGGAAUAUGGGGAAUGAAAGGAAUUGGCAAGACAACUGUGGCCAAAGUCAUUUGUGGUAGCCUUUUUAGGGAAUUUGAAGGUGUUAGCUUACUUGAAAAUGUUGGAGAUACAAACCAAGGUGCUCUUUUACUUCUUCAGAAGAGACUUCUCCAUGAUGUUCUGCAGGUAAAAGGUCUAGAAAUGUACGAUCUUAAUAGCAACAUCAAUGUGAUAAAAAAUAAACUCUGUCGAAAAAAGAUCCUUCUAGUUCUUGAUGACAUAUCUAAGAAGGACCAAAUUGAGUAUUUUGGUGCUGGAGAUCGAGAUUGGUUUCAACAUGGGAGUAGAAUUUUGAUAACUACGAGAGAAGAACGGCUUCUGGACGAUCUCGAAGUAGAUGACAAGUACAUGCUCCCAGGACUGGGUUCUAAAGAAUCACUUCAACUCAUGUGCCGCCAUGCCUUCUGCAAAGACCAACCUGAAGAAGGGUAUGAAGAGUUGUCUAAGAGUCUUGUCCACUAUGCAGGCGGUCUGCCAAUGGCUCUUAAGAGAUUUGGUUCCUUUCUUUCAAGGAAGAAAAAUCAGGGGCAACAGAUCUUGGAGACAUUGGCAAGAGAUCCUCCUCGUGAUUCAGUUGGAUUACCUUUAGAUCCAUCCUCCCUUCGUCACUCUGUAGGGCCAUUUGGAGGCCAUGGUGGAGAUUCUUUUGAUGAUCAAACAUACGGUGACAUAAGAAAAAUAACAAUUGUCGUGAGAUCAGAGAUUGAGUCCAUUACUAUUGACUAUGAUCAGAAUGGGUGUUUGGUGCGCUCACCGCGACAUGGUGGAUUUUUUGGACGAGAAGCAUGGGAGUUUACUUUAAAUUAUCCAGAAGAAUACUUGAUUUCAGUCUCCGGCCACAUUCGAGAAGAUUCCUGUCGUGUCAUCAACUCUCUUACCUUCUACAGCAAUAUGAGGACACAUGGGCCGUUUGGCAAUGAGAAUGGGAUGUUUUUCAGGUUUCCACAAGUUGAUGGAAAGAUCAUUGGUUUUCAUGGGAGGAGUAACUAUUCUCUGGAUUCCAUUGGAGCUCAUUUUGGACCUGUCUCUCAUCCAUAUCCCUUCAAACACGUAGGACCAUUUGGAAAUGGGAAAAACCGCUGGGAUGAUGGCAAGCAUUCAGAUGUCAGACAAAUUGUUGUAGUCUCUGGUUCUGCAAUUGAAUCUAUUAGUAUUACCUAUGAGGAGGGUCGUUCUUUUAGACAUGGUGCAAAUGAUGGCGGCAAAAUAAAUACGAUAAAUUUAGACUGGUUGACUGAAUAUCUAACUUCAGUCUCGGGAUAUAUUAUGAAUGAUUUGGGUUCUACUAUCAUCCAUUCUCUCACAUUUCAAAGUAAUAAAAGAACAUACGGACCAUUUGGCACUGAAACUGGAAGAAAAUUUUCAUUUCCCGCAACUGGUGGUAAGAUCAUUGGAUUUUAUGGGAGUUCUGGUUCCCAUCUUCAAUCUCUUGGAGCAUAUUUCCAACCAAUAUCUCAUAUAUAUCCGAUCAAGUGUAGCGGACCAUUAGGAGGCCAAGGUGGACAACCUUGGGACGAUGGAAAAUAUAAUGGUGUAAAGAAAAUAAAGAUGAUGGUGUACGUGGAUGCGGUUAACUUGGACUACCCUCGUGAGUUCUUAACCUCCGUAUCAGGUUAUAUCAGAGAUAAUAAUCCGGUAAUCCAAUCGCUCACGUUCGAAAGCAAUAUAAGAAGGCAUGGACCCUUUGGUAGGGAAGAAGGAAGAUUCUUCAGCUGUGCACUGACAUGCAGCAAGAUCAUUGGCUUUCACGGAAGGUCUGGCGCCCAGCUUGAUGCCCUAGGAGUCUACUCUGAACCAAUUUCGGAUCUUCGACUCUUGAAAUCCAUUGGGCCAUUUGGAGGUCAAGGUGGCAGUGCAUGGGACGAUGGAGAUAGCACGGGUGUGAGAGAAAUAUUUGUAAAAGGAGGAUUAGUUAUUCACUCCAUUACUGUUGAGUACGACAAGAAUGGGUCUGUCCAGCGCAUUGAACGUGGUGCGGAUGGUGCUGUGGAUGGAGGAUAUUCAACACUUGAGAUUAAACUCGAUUAUCCUCGAGAGUACUUGACUUCGUUUUCUGGUUACUUUAAAGAUUUCUUCGGGUAUACUGUCAUCCGCUCUCUCAAAUUUCAGAGCAAUGAAAGAACUUUUGGGCCAAUUGGUGUAGAAGACGGGAAGUACUUUUCUUUUCCAUCAACCGGCAAAAAGAUUGUUGGGUUUCAUGGGAGAUUAAACUCGAUUAUCCUUGAGGAGUACUUGACUUCAUUUUCUGGAUACUAUGGAGAUUUUUUGGGUAUACUAUUGCUUGCUCCGUCGCAUUUUGGAGCAAUGAAAGAAAUUUCAGGCCAUUUGAUGUAUAAGAUGGGAAAUUAUCCUAUGGGAAUCAAAUACGUCGAGGGAUUCGUUCCAUCUACUUCCUCUUCGGCUUAUCGGUGGAAGUACGACGUGUUCAUGAGCUUCAGAGGCGAGGACGUAAGGAAGAACUUCGCAGUCCAUCUCUUCCGCGCACUAAAGCAGGCGGGGAUCUACUGCGUCAAGGACAAUGACAAAGUGGAGACCGCGAUUUUCAUUGAGUCCAAGGUGCUUGAGGCGAUUUGCCAUUCUCGUCGUGUUCACCACCACCUACGCGGACUUGAGAUGGUGCUUGAACGAGCUGGUGGAGAUCCUGGAGUGCCACAGGAGGUUCAGAAAUCAUCAGGGUCACGUGGUUCUGCCCAUUUUCUUUGA
Eucalyptus grandis is the source of this 3483-nucleotide messenger RNA. Its product is annotated as jacalin-related lectin 4. The transcript has 9 exons. NCBI's taxonomy places the organism in Eukaryota, Viridiplantae, Streptophyta, Magnoliopsida, Myrtales, Myrtaceae. Gene Ontology annotation, molecular function: ADP binding; carbohydrate binding. Bases 67 to 3483 code for a protein of 1138 amino acids. The record is from RefSeq and is a predicted model, not a curated record. Gene Ontology annotation, biological process: signal transduction.